Microtus ochrogaster (prairie vole) is the source of this 2443-nucleotide messenger RNA. RefSeq names its product exosome component 6 (gene Exosc6). Gene Ontology annotation, cellular component: nucleolus; nuclear exosome (RNase complex); cytoplasmic exosome (RNase complex). Gene Ontology annotation, biological process: nuclear mRNA surveillance; poly(A)-dependent snoRNA 3'-end processing; rRNA catabolic process. NCBI's taxonomy places the organism in Eukaryota, Metazoa, Chordata, Mammalia, Rodentia, Cricetidae. The record is from RefSeq and is a predicted model, not a curated record. Gene Ontology annotation, molecular function: RNA binding.
UGUGUCUAUAUAUCCAGUGUAGGGAGAGUUCGUUCCAUCGAUUUAUUAAACAAGUGUUGAAGCCAGCCGGGGGACUGAGUACAGGAGUGAACAAAAAGUCCCUAACUUGGGCAAGUUUAUGUAAAGCAUUCUGAAAGCAAAAUUCAAGGAAUAGCCUUAACAGGUUAGAUCCAUAAAAGCCAAGCCCAGCCCAGGUCCCAGCGCGGGUCAAGCCCAGCUGUACUUCCUCCACGCCGCUAAGUGGCGGGGCGGCCACAGGAGCGCUCCCGAUAGGCUUCGCGCCGGCGCGCAUGUUUAAGUAGGCGGAAGAACCGGUGCGCAAGGUGGCCCGGCCGGCGGAAGUGGCUCGUGCGCCGGUAGUCGCCAUGCCGGGAGACCACCGCCGCAUCCGCGGACCGGAGGAGUCCCAGCCGCCACAGCUGUACGCGGCCGACGAAGACGAGACGCCCGCUGCCCGCGACCCGACGCGGCUACGACCUGUGUACGCGCGCGCCGGGCUGCUGAGCCAGGCCAAAGGCUCGGCCUACCUGGAGGCGGGAGGCACCAAGGUGCUGUGCGCCGUGUCGGGCCCGCGCCAGGCCGAGGGCGGCGAGCGCGGCGGUGGCCCUGCGGGAGCGGGCGGCGAGGCUCCGGCCGCCCUCCGUGGCCGCCUGCUCUGUGACUUCCGCCGCGCACCCUUCUCCGGUCGCCGGCGUCGCGCGCCCCAGGGCGGCGGCGAGGAGCGCGAGUUGGGUCUGGCGCUGCAGGAGGCUCUGGAGCCCGCGGUGCGCCUGGGGCGCUACCCUCGCGCCCAGCUCGAGGUGUCCGCGCUGCUGCUGGAGGACGGCGGCUCUGCCCUGGCCGCGGCGCUCACGGCCGCCGCGCUCGCCCUGGCCGACGCGGGAGUGGAGAUGUACGAUCUGGUGGUGGGCUGUGGCCUGAGCCUCACGCCGGGACCCUCGCCCACUUGGCUGCUGGACCCCACGCGCCUCGAGGAGGAGCACUCUGCCGCCGGCCUCACGGUGGCGCUCAUGCCGGUGCUCAACCAGGUGGCCGGGUUGCUGGGCAGCGGGGAAGGCGGCCAGACUGAGAGUUGGACAGACGCAGUGCGCCUGGGCCUAGAAGGCUGUCAGCGCCUCUAUCCAGUGCUACAGCAGUGCUUGGUGCGGGCUGCCCGCCGGAGGAGCGCCGCCGCCCCGUCCUGAUUGGAAAACCUGAGCAACAAGAAUGCUGACAACUGCUGUCGCCCUUCUCUUCCGGCGCUCUUGGUCGCCUGGCUUGGCUGAGCAGAGAAAUGAGAGCGGAGGUAGCGCGCACAGAACUGAAGCACUGGAUAGCAGCGUUGGAACGGUUUAAAGGGCCGUUGCGGCCGCUAUCCAGUUGGAAAAAAAACAAAAACAUGAAAGCCUUACUCCCAAAUUGGAAACGACUUAAACUGGAUUAGAUUACCUGGUAAAUGAGACUGGGGGUGUGGUCCUCCAAGGAAUGGACCCUGUACAGAUCAGCCAUUGGCUCCAGUCUAUGAUAAACAUCUUUUGAGAGGAUGAACAAGGGGUCUUCUCACUAUCCGAACUAAACAUAAAAACUUUUAUAUCUGAAGAUACAUCUUGUGAUUGUUUUUCGUGGUACUAGAGUUAGCAAUAAUGCUGUUUUGAACUGGGCCUGUGUUGAGUCUGUGUUGUCUAUGGCUUGAAUCAGUACUGCCUAUAAUUUUCCCUUUUGCUAGUUCACUGUAAGUAAGUAAGAAGGAGUAGUGUGCUUUAGUGGAGAAACUGCCUGCUCCAGGAGCAGUAUCUGCAGCGAGGAGAUGCCGGGACAGCCGGGGCUACACAGAAACCCUAUCUUGACAAAAGGACGGGAGAGUUAAAUGGCCUCGGAAGGCUGGGUGCACACCUAUCCUCCCUCUCCUUUGGUUUGCCAAAGCACAGAUGCAUGUCUAGGAGUUGGAUAACUGGGAAGGACUAUGCUCUGGAAGGAAGCCCUGGUCCCCCUUCUUUGGCCAGUAGAAGAGCAGAACCAGAGGCUUCCAUAGCUUUGCAGAAGUAGGGCCCUGCCCGGUGUGAUGGCACAGACCUUUAAACCCAGCACUGGGGAGGCUGAGGCAGGUGGAUCUCUGCGUUCUAGGGCAGACAGAGAAAUCGUUUUUGUUGCAAACAAAAAAACAAGUGGAGUCCUAGCUUGUCUUCAUUACCUGAUGUCUCCUGUCCGGUGUUGGCUCAGGGCAGCAACGACCUACCAAGGGGAAGAGCUCCUAAAUACUGGCACCACUACAGCUUGGCUAUUUCUUAAGGCAGAGCUGGCCUCACUGGCUAGGAGUGUAGGGUUCCUGAUCUUUACUUGAAAGCUGUGUGAGACCUCUAUUAAGUUUAGGUAUCCUAGGGGCCUGCUCAGCUACUUAUAUGGACCACGGAAGAACCCUUGACCAGGAGGAAGAAAUACACUUUUUUUUUCCUUUUUGACAUGA